This is a messenger RNA of Pristis pectinata (smalltooth sawfish), 950 nucleotides long. It is a transcript of the gene rbp4, whose product is annotated as retinol binding protein 4, plasma. Gene Ontology annotation, biological process: retinol transport. The record is from RefSeq and is a predicted model, not a curated record. The transcript has 6 exons. Gene Ontology annotation, molecular function: retinol transmembrane transporter activity; retinol binding. Bases 26 to 760 code for a protein of 244 amino acids. Lineage: Eukaryota; Metazoa; Chordata; Chondrichthyes; Rhinopristiformes; Pristidae.
AAAAGUUGUGUUGCUUAAGCGCGAAAUGGAAAACGAUAACGUUACUGUGCAGUCCGGCAUCAGUAUUGAGAAUCUUUCAGUGACUGUCCGGGCUUGGGUGGGGGUGAAAUUGUCAGGAGGGGAACUGGGACAGGGGAGGCGAUCAAUCCCGCUGUUAGAGACCCCGCGGACCAUGCUGCGCGGCACCAUCCCAGCUCUUCUGGCGGCGCUGAUUUCCAUUUCCAGCUGCUCCGCCAAGUCCGACUGUGUUGUGGACAACUUCCAAGUGAAGGAAAACUUCAACAAGAGCCGGUAUACGGGCAAGUGGUACGCCUUCGCAAAGAAGGAUCCCGAGGGUCUGUUCCUGGAGAGCAACAUUCACGCCGAGUUUAGGAUCGAAAAUGAGACUAUGAUCGCUAAAGCGACCGGGCUGGUCACUUUACUGCCGGACUGGAUUGUGUGCGCUGAAAUGAUGGGGACCUUCAACAACACGGCCAACCCUGCCAAAUUCAAACUGAAGUACUGGGGAGCAGCCGAGCACCUCCAGAAGGGCAAUGAUGAUCACUGGAUUAUUGACACAGACUAUGAUAACUAUGCCAUCACAUACACAUGCCGAAAGCUGUAUGAAAAUAGGACUUGUGCGGACAGCUAUUCAUUCGUGUUCUCACGCAAUCCUAAAGGACUGACCCAGGAAACACAGCGCAUUGUCCGAAAAUGGCAGGAUCAUAUCUGUCUGGCAUACAAAUACAAGCGUGUUCUUCAAACAGAUUCAUGCCCAUAGAUCCACUGGAUUAAUGUCACUUUGGCAAUGAGCAUGGCUGUGAGUAUCGAUCUGGAGCACAACACCAGGAUCAGGUUCAGUCACCUUGUGAAUAUAUUUUUCUAAAGCUCACAUUUUAAGUGCAAGUCGACUUCCAGUCAUGUAUUGGUUUUGUCAUAUUAUUACUUAUCAAAUAAAGUUAUGACAAACA